Pestalotiopsis fici W106-1 is the source of this 537-nucleotide messenger RNA. RefSeq lists its product as uncharacterized. The record is from RefSeq and is a predicted model, not a curated record. The coding region runs from base 1 to 537 and encodes 178 amino acids. Gene Ontology annotation, cellular component: nucleus. Lineage: Eukaryota; Fungi; Ascomycota; Sordariomycetes; Amphisphaeriales; Sporocadaceae. The transcript has 4 exons.
AUGGGUACUUCGUUGGAAAAAACUCGUAAGAGAAUAGCCAAGAAAAAGGGCCCGAUCGAGGCCAUUCACCAAUACUCGCGGGACUCGAAGAGACUCGGCAGAGCCCAACACAGAGAUGAGAAGCUGGGCAAGGUCGCCGCCGCAAGAAAGAGAAACGACCAACCUUGGCUGGACCGUGCUGCCUACUUUCAAGAGGCUGUCAAGCAGAACCAAGGCAAGCCUCUACAACUAGAGACCGUCAGAGAUCUCAUCGCUGGCUUCGUGCAUCAGUACGAUGAUGAGCUCAACGACCUCAAGAAGGCCCGUCGACCUGGCCGUCCUGCAAGCACAAAAGAAGACCUGCUCAAGGUCAAGAUCAACGUGCUGGAGAAGGAGUACCAGAGCGGUUUUUUAACGCCCGAGACCACCACAGAGGAGGACGCACUGCGUCUCGAGAGGUGGGAGGGCUCUUGGGCAUAUCUUACCGGGAUGAAGUGGGUCAGAAUCACCAGCGAUGGCAACACGCAGCCAUCCAGCUUCCCCCCUAGAGGCAGCUGA